This is a messenger RNA of Drosophila ananassae, 443 nucleotides long. Its product is annotated as UPF0235 protein C15orf40 homolog. Gene Ontology annotation, cellular component: cytoplasm. The coding region runs from base 1 to 417 and encodes 138 amino acids. The record is from RefSeq and is a predicted model, not a curated record. The transcript has a single exon. Lineage: Eukaryota; Metazoa; Arthropoda; Insecta; Diptera; Drosophilidae.
AUGCGCCGCGUGUUUACUUCGGUCAACUCCCGAAUAAUGUCCAAAAACAAAGGAAAGGCGAAAGCAGCCGCCGAAAGUUCCAGUACAAAAUCCACGCCGGCGCCCAAGGAACUCAAUCCCAUCAGCGUGGACAAGAGUGGGAAUAUAUGCAUACAGAUUCUGGCCAAGCCCGGGGCCAAACAAAAUGGAAUCACCGGCAUUAGCACCGAGGGAGUGGGCGUUCAGAUAGCCGCUCCGCCCAGCGAAGGAGAAGCCAAUGCGGAACUGGUCAAAUUUCUAUCGAAAGUUCUGGGACUGCGAAAGAGCGACGUCUCCUUGGACAAAGGUUCUCGAUCCCGCAACAAGAUAAUACUCAUUACGAAAGGAGCAAUCACAACAGAAGCAGCAGAACAGCUUCUACGCAAAGAAUCCGAAUAAGAGAAUAAAAAUUGAUUUUAAACACA